Molecule: messenger RNA, 4453 nt
Organism: Bufo bufo (common toad)
Lineage: Eukaryota; Metazoa; Chordata; Amphibia; Anura; Bufonidae
Gene: ARHGEF10
Product: Rho guanine nucleotide exchange factor 10
Exons: 29
Coding region: 159-4232 (1357 amino acids)
Biological process (GO): positive regulation of stress fiber assembly; actin cytoskeleton organization; mitotic spindle assembly
Cellular component (GO): centrosome
Molecular function (GO): guanyl-nucleotide exchange factor activity; protein binding
Source: RefSeq, a predicted model, not a curated record
CGGACGUCUCGUACAUCCCAGUUUGAAAAAAAUAGCAGAAAGAAUGAGAACAAACUUGGCUGCCUGCGGCUGGUAGAGGAGGAGUGGGAUGCGAGGAGUCUGAGGCGGCUUCCUCCGGGAUGGAUGGCAUUUUCUGCUGAAAAGAUCAAACUGGGAGGAUGGGAAGUAUGGAAAAUACAGAUUUAGAGGAGUUCCCUCCUCCACCUCCUGAAGUCUUGGAAAAUGCUGGCGUUUAUGAGGAUGAGGACGAAGGCGAGAAAUUUGAUUUUGAUAGUGGAGAUGAUGCUCCGGAAGCAGAUAGGCAGCCACUCCCAGUGGCCGAGGAUGAUCUAAUUGACAUGGGGCUCAACCUCCCCGAUCCUCCAGAUCUACUAUUAGAAGAUGAUUGUGGAGCCAUACUGCAAGAUUCACCAGCUCUAACUGAUCUGAGUGCAGCACCAAAGAAAGUGAAUCCGUAUUCUGUGAUCGAUAUUGCGCCAUUUCAAGAGGGAGAGCCUACUUCUUUAGAGUCUCCGUCUGAGGAAGACUGCUCUAGUCCUCGGGUGCCAAGUGGUUAUUCUGUUCCUGUGCCAUGUGGCUAUGCCGUCCCUUCCAACUUGCCCUUAUUGUUGCCAGCGUACUCCACACCAGUUAUAAUCCGCAACAUAUCUGUUGAUGAACAAGGCGUUCAAGAGGAGGUGUCUAAUCCUCACUUUCAUCUUGUGGACGUGGACAACAAUCAUAUAAGUGAAGAUUUCCAAGCCUUCAAAGAAGAGGACGUGUUGGCAAAAUGGGUGUCCGAUCCUGCAAAUACGGAAUGGAUGGAGAAUCCUGAUGAAGUGAUUUAUGAUGAUGUUCCAAGGGAAAACUCUGAUUCAGCUACAGAUCCUGAGGAGAUGAUUUAUGAUGAUGUGGAGAAUGGAGAGGAGGCUGGAAACAGCUCUUUGGAUUAUGGAUGGAGUUCUAGUGAAUUUGAAAGCUAUGACGAGCAGAGCGACUCAGAAUCUAAGCAUGGUGUCCCAAUCUCUUUCCUCAGAGGAGGCAACAAGAGACAUCUUUCUCAGGACCUUACACGUAUAAAACAGCACUACGAGCAAAAGAUGAAAGAUUUGGUGGCAAACAAAGUGGGAGGAGUAGAGAUCCAACAGUUAAAACACAAACAUGAACUCAAGAUGCAGAGACUGAUGAAGGCUGCAAAGGAAGGCACAAAAGACGGACUUGAGAAAACGAAGGCUGCUGUGAAGAAGGGUCGCUCCUACAUCCGAACAAAAUCUUUUGUUUUGCAUGACCGUAAAUCUGUUUGUAUUGAGGAUGAAGAGUUAAAUUUAUUCAUCGAUGUGGACUGUGUGCAUACUGAGGCCAUCAUGUCCCCAAUGCCAGAAGGACUAACCCAGCAGCAGGUUGUUAGAAGAUACAUUCUCGGAUCGAUUGUGGAAAGCGAGAAAAACUAUGUCGACUCAUUGAAACGAAUUCUCGAGAAUUACGAGAAGCCUUUGUGUGAUAUGGAGCCCAAGCUGUUAAGUGAAAGGAAGCUGAAAAUAGUGUUCUAUCGGAUAAAGGAAAUUCUCCAGUGCCACUCGCUGUUCCAGAUUGCUCUUGCCAGCCGGGUGUCUGAGUGGGACUCCACAGAAAUGAUUGGAGAUGUGUUUGUGGCAUCGUUUUCGAAAUCCAUGGUGCUCGAUGCUUAUAGCGAAUACGUCAACAAUUUCAGCACUGCAGUUGGGGUCCUCAGGAAAACAUGUGCCACCAAACCAGCUUUUUUGGAAUUUUUAAAACAGAGUCAAGACUGCAGCCCUGAUCGCAUCACUCUGUACGGUUUGAUGAUGAAGCCAAUCCAGCGCUUCCCACAGUUUAUCCUCUUGUUACAGGAUAUGUUGAAAAACACAGUGAAGGGUCACCCUGAUCGACUUCCCCUACAGAUGGCUCUGACAGAGCUGGAAACAUUAGCAGACAAACUCAACGAAAGGAAGCGAGACGCAGAUCAACGCUGUGAAAUUAAGCAAAUCGCCAAGGCAAUGAAUGAAAGGUACCUCAACAAGCUCCUCAGUAAUGGAAGCAGAUAUCUUAUCCGAUCAGAUGACAUGGUAGAAACCGUGUACAACGAGAAGGGCGAGAUACUGAAAACUAAGCAGAGACGUCUCUUCAUGCUGAAUGACGUACUGAUGUGUGCCACAGCUAAUACAAGGUCGUCUAAUGAAGGCAGCAAUAUGGUAACAAGUCAGAAAUACUUACUGAAAUGGAGUGUACCUCUGGGUCAUGUUGAAGUUAUUGAAUAUGGGGAAAGUGAAGAGCAAGGAAAUCAGACUCGGUUUUCUUCUUUGCAUGCAGCUGAGAAGGUUGUUUGUGUCAAACCAAAUAAAUUAUACAUGGGGCCUGGGCAACUUUAUCAAGAUUUACAGAAUCUGCUGCACGAUUUAGAUGUUGUAAACCAAAUCUCUCAAUUAGUAUCUCAACUGAGAGGAAACUAUCAGAACUUGAAUCCUACAGUGGCCCAGGACUGGUCUUCAGGCUUACAAAGACUGAUCUUGAGGAAAGAGAAUGAAAUUCGAGCCGCAGACCGCUGCAGAAUUCAGCUCCAGCUUCCUGGCAAGCACGACAAAUCAGGACGACCCACUUUCUUUACCGCGGUCUUUAAUACUUUUACUCCUGCUGCAAAGCAGUCUUGGAUCAAUAAUUUACAGAUGGCGAAACUAGCUCUUGGAGAGGAGAACCAGCUGGGUUGGUUCUGCCUAGAAGAUGAGGGAAACCCUAUCAAAAAGGAAAAGCAGCCCUUGCUCGUCAAGCACCUUCCCGUGAUCAUGUCUAAGCAGCAGGAAUUUAAAAUUGAAUGUGCCGUCUAUAAUCCUGAACCUUAUCUCAGUAGUGAAAACGAUCCUGAUACUCUUUCAGUGCAUCAUGGAUUUCUGUGGAUUGGCAGCUGCACUAAUCAGAUGGGGCAGAUCGCCGUUGUUUCACUUCACAACCGUAGCCCAAAGGUGAUAGAAUGUUUCAACGUAGAGUCCCGCAUACUGUGCAUGGCGUACGUCCCCGAGGAGGAAAGACACAAACUAUCAAGUGAUGUCCCAGAUACCGAGUGUGAUUCUACCCGAGCACCAGAUGUGCCCACAGUCUGCCUGGGCAUGGAGGAAGGAAGUAUAUGCGUUUAUAAAAGUAGCCAAGGUUCAAAAAAGGUUCGACUGCAGCACUUCUUCACUCCAGAAAAAGCCACCGUCAUGAGUCUUGCUAGCAUCCCACGAAACUUGUAUGCAGGACUGGUGAAUGGCAGUCUUGCGGUCUACUCAAAGAUGGAAGAUGGAUCCUGGGACACCGAGUCUCCAAAGCUGAUAAAAUUGGGUGUUCUACCCGUUCGCAGUUUGUUAGUAAUGGAGGGAACUAUUUGGGCUGCUUCUGGAGGACAGAUAUUCAUCAUUGGCAAGGAGAGUUAUAACAUAGAGCAUCAAUUUGAGGCUCACCAAGAAGAAGGCAUGGUGAUUUCACACAUGGCAGUCGCUGGGGUCGGCAUCUGGAUUGCCUUUACAUCUGGCUCAACUUUGCGUCUGUUCCAUACAGAGACCUUCGAACACCUUCAAGAUAUUAGCAUAGCUACUCCAGUACACAAUAUGUUAUCAGGACAGCAGCGUGUUUCUGUGACUAGCUUACUGGUUUGCUAUGGAUUGCUAAUGGUUGGAACAAAUCUUGGUGUCAUUGUAGCAUUUCCAGUCCCUCGUCUACAAGGAAUUCCAAAAGUGACCGGGAGAGGAAUGGUAUCCUACCAUGCCCACCAUGGUGCUGUCAAAUUCCUUGUAAUGGCAACUGCUGUGAACAAAAAGCACAAGCGGACUCCAAGUAGAUCUAGCCAGACUUCAAAUAUGGAAGAGAAAAGAGAGGACACUCGCAGUGCUCAUGUACAAAAUGAGGAAGCCGGUACUUCUGCAGCCACCAAUGACAGCGCCGUGUGGCUUGGGGGCUCCAUGGGGUCCAUUGCACAAAAAAGUGACUUGUCUUCCUCCUCUGGCUCUCUCACGCUGUCUCAUGGCUCGAAUUCAUAUGAUAUUGGGAGGGAAGAUUGCACUCUUUAUGAUCUUCUAAGUGACCCAAACAUGCCACCACAAAGUGGCCGAAGACAAAGAGCAAGGAAGCUUAAGGCGGACUCUGUCAUGGUUAUCUCUGGUGGACAGGGCCACAGAAGAAUAAACAAGAAGCAUAAACCACAGCGUCAGGAAGAGCCGGUUUCUUCUGCUAUGGUUUGGCAGAUCCCAUUGUUACACAUUUAAUGACACGCAGGAGUACAAUAAAUGUGUGCCAUAGUUCAUACAGUAUUCUGCUGCAUCUGCGCCUUCUCCUUCUUAGGUUUCUUCGUUAACACUUUACCGUCUUCUAAUCUGCUGCCCUCUAACUCAAACUAUUCAUAUAAUCUAUAUAAAAUACAGGGAUGUCACCUUAUGAGAAAUCUAUGCUGCAGCUAGGGCUGAAACGAUUCAUUGAUGUAAUCGAG